AUGUGCCUAACAACCCACCACCGCUCUCGCAACUGCGGCCAUCACUGGCUGCAGAUCGCACGCCCCUGCUACCCCGAAAUGGGCUUCAACACCUGUGACACAUUCGGCAACGGCGUUGCACGGGAACCAUCGGACGAGUUUGUUUGGGAGGGCAUGUGUCCGGCAUGCGCACACCCGGGGAUGUACGACAAGAACUACGUCCGGAUGAUCAUCGAUAUUAAGAAUAAGUGGCGAUGGGGCCUGGGACCUUGUAAGGAUGAUCCAGGGGUGGAGUGUGUGGUAAUGUGA
Pseudomassariella vexata is the source of this 288-nucleotide messenger RNA. RefSeq lists its product as uncharacterized. Bases 1 to 288 code for a protein of 95 amino acids. The transcript has a single exon. Lineage: Eukaryota; Fungi; Ascomycota; Sordariomycetes; Amphisphaeriales; Pseudomassariaceae. The record is from RefSeq and is a predicted model, not a curated record.